AUGAAGCUCACUCAAUUUAUCUCCUAUGCCAUCCUCUCCCUCAGCGGUGUACAGGCAGCCACCCUGAACGGACCCUGCACUGGUGCUAGAGGUGCACCCGGAAUUUGCAUUUCAACCUCCAGCUGCACCAAAGCUGGUGGAAGUUACAUCUCCAAUGCCUGUCCCGGCCUUCCUAUCGGCAUCAAAUGUUGCUCUAAGACCUCGUGUGGUGAUGGCGGCAACUGCCGCUUCACCUCCGCUUGCUCAAGCGGAAACACCCAAGCCGGACUUUGCCCUGGCCCCUCUAGCUUCCAAUGCUGCCUCCCAAAAGCGAGUGGUGGCGGAAAAUUCCCCCCACCAAAGAUCCCAGCUGUUGGCAGAUGCAAGAAGACUGCGGUGGAUGGCGCCAAGAAGAUCGUAGCAGCCCACCCCGGAAUGGUCAGGGAGAUUUUCUGCAUCCGAGACUGCCCAUGUCCAAGUAACAGCGAGCACUGCUGUGGCCUUGCAACUGACAUGAUGUGCACGUCUGAGGCCGGCGAAUACAGUAAGCUAACAUGGCAUGGUAUUGUGAAGAAACGCGACAGAGAUGCAUUUGGCCGCGUCAUGGCUGAGUGGGUUAUGAACCACCGCAAAAUCCUGAACUUGAAAUAUGUUAUCUGGGGGCAGAGGAUCUGGAACCCAUCCCUAGACAAGGUUUCCCCGUGGACCAACUGGAGACAAAUGGAAGACCGUGGCUCCAUCACUCAAAACCACUGGUAA
Molecule: messenger RNA, 738 nt
Organism: Trichophyton benhamiae CBS 112371
Lineage: Eukaryota; Fungi; Ascomycota; Eurotiomycetes; Onygenales; Arthrodermataceae
Exons: 2
Coding region: 1-738 (245 amino acids)
Source: RefSeq, a predicted model, not a curated record